AUGUUUGUUUUUAUUGCUUUUGGUGCAUCUCGCAUAUUCUUUCAAGAGAAUUUCGAUGAUUACAGUCUUAGCCGUUGGCAGAAGCCAGGAAAAGUAAGAAAAGGCAUUCAAUUAGGAACAGUUAGAACUUCAACUGGUGAUUUCUACGGUAAUGAAGUCAAAUGGAGAGGUAUGGAGACAAUGGAUGCUCAUAGAUUCUAUCUUUUAACAUCAAAUUUCUCAAAAGUCAUGGAUACAAGAAACAGAGAUCUUAUUCUUCAAUAUUCCGUUAGAAUUAACUACAAUGUCGAUUGCUCAGGUCAGUACAUCAAAUUACUUGACAAGUCUGCCGACACAUGGACAUUUUCUAACAAUACGAAAUAUGAGUUAAUGUUCGGACCAGAUAUCUGUGGUGCCACAUUCCGUAGAACCCAAGUCAUCAUCCGCUACAAGGGUGCUGAGUAUCCAACACUUCGUCCAUUAAAUUGCAUCAAAGAUCACUUAUCUCACUCAUAUACCCUUAUUAUUCGCGCAAAUAACACAUACGAAGUCGAUAUCGAUGGCGAGCCAAUCGACCAAGCUACUCUUGCCGAGAGAUUCGACAUUCCAGAAGAUUCUCAAACAAUGGAUCCGAAACCAGCCGAUUGGGAUGAUGAAGAAUUCAUUCUCGACGUCAACGAUAAGAAGCAAGAUGAUUGGUCGGACGAUGAAUACAUUCCAGAUCCAGAUGCAGUUAAACCAUUCGAUUGGGACGACUCCAUUCAUCCAUGGGAAGCUCCUUUGAUUGUCAAUCCUAACUACAAGGGUCCAUGGCAACAGAGGAUGAUCAAGAACCCGAAUUACAAAGGUCCAUGGCAACCAGAUGUUGAAAUCUUUGGUCACUUCAAUUCUCUUAAGUAUGUUGGCAUCGAGUUCAAGCAAUCAUGCCCAGGAUCUCUUUUCGACAACUUCCUUGUUACAGAUAAUGAAACAGAAGCUCGCGAAAUUCUCGAAAACAAUUUCUUGCAGUACAAGCUCCAGGAAGUCAAAUCUUUCGAUGAAAAGAAUAAGAGAGAGGCAAAGGUCCAGGAAUUGGAGAAUAUAAGAAGAGAUCGUGACAUGGAGAACCACCACGAUCCAGAUACUUUCGAGGAUGGAAAGGGUGAGUCAGAGAAGGAUUACUUCAUCGCUAGACGUAACCAGGAAGCAAGACUUCGUAGAAAAUAUAACAAGGGCCAAUUCGAUGAGCUCUAA
Messenger RNA from Trichomonas vaginalis G3, 1212 nucleotides. Its product is annotated as unfolded protein binding. Gene Ontology annotation, molecular function: calcium ion binding. The record is from RefSeq and is a predicted model, not a curated record. Lineage: Eukaryota; Parabasalia; Trichomonadida; Trichomonadidae. Gene Ontology annotation, cellular component: endoplasmic reticulum membrane; endoplasmic reticulum. Bases 1 to 1212 code for a protein of 403 amino acids. Gene Ontology annotation, biological process: protein folding. The transcript has a single exon.